This is a messenger RNA of Argiope bruennichi, 1423 nucleotides long. Its product is annotated as mRNA-decapping enzyme 1A-like. The transcript has 9 exons. Gene Ontology annotation, biological process: positive regulation of catalytic activity; deadenylation-dependent decapping of nuclear-transcribed mRNA; deadenylation-independent decapping of nuclear-transcribed mRNA. Bases 194 to 1330 code for a protein of 378 amino acids. Lineage: Eukaryota; Metazoa; Arthropoda; Arachnida; Araneae; Araneidae. Gene Ontology annotation, cellular component: P-body. The record is from RefSeq and is a predicted model, not a curated record. Gene Ontology annotation, molecular function: enzyme activator activity; mRNA binding.
UUUCAAAACAAAACAAGAAUGUCAGUAUACUAGUGUUGUAGUUUCGGUCUUAAAUGUUGAUUUUUAAAAGUUUAUGAUAUUUCGUUUCAAAGAAAUAUAUUUCGAAACGAAACUUUUUUUAAUGUACUUUUUUUAUUGAAACUGGAUUGGAUAGACAUAUUUUAUGUUUUAAUCAUUAAUAUUCUUAACUGAAAUGGCUUCCUGUACCGAAACUGAGAUAAACUUAAAAACACUGCAAAGGGUCGAUUCUGAUAUUAUUGAAAUUAUAGAUAACGCUAGUCAAGUCGCACUAUAUAAAUAUGAAAGUAAAUUAGAGAAAUGGGAAGUUACCGAUAUUGAAGGAACUCUGUUUUUAUUUCGCAGGUCUGUGCAACCUUACUAUGGGUUGAUCAUUGUAAAUCGCAUGAACACCACCAACUUCAUUGAAUCGAUCACUGGAGACAUGCAGUUUGAGUUGCAGGAGCCUUAUCUCCUCUACAAAAACAAUUCAGGGGAGAUUAUUGGAUCAUGGUUUUAUGAAAAAAAAGAUCUAAAAAGGAUCACGAAGAAGAUACAAACAAUCAUUCUGCAGCAAAGUGGAAGACAUCCUCGCAUGAGAUGUGCUUCGGACAGCGACACUAAAGAUGUUGCCACUUCGCCAAAUAUCAUAGCUUUGCUUUCUCAUGCUCAGAAUGAAUAUAUGAAAACUCUCUCAGAAAAUCAAAAGAAGGAAUCAAAUGAAGAUGUAGAUUUCAACAACCUCAAUGCUCAUUCCGAAAAGAAACCUCUGAAAAAGUCUGUUGAAGUAUUUACUAAACGAACAAAGAGAACCACCAUUCGCUCCAUCUCGCAGGAAGAUUACACCACAUCACCUCGUAGGAGAUACAUGUCCACAGGAUCUUUUGAUGCAGACCGAAUGAAAGGAAUUUCUUCUGAACGCUUUCUAGAUAGGCGGAGCAUGGAAGAUCCUGGUCGUGAAAAGAAGAACAAAAGGAAAGAUUUUAGUGGUUGCCACUUCAAAAGUGGUGAGAAGGUAGCACCUACUAGACUCUCUCCUCUCUUCAGUCACGAUGAGAUUUCAUCUCCUACAUCUGAUGUCAUUUCAAACGACAACUCAUUAAAUUCACAAUUUAUAGAUCCCUUUCUUCCUUAUUAUUGCAAAAAAGAGCUGCCACCUCGUCAGUCAUCUGAAGUUAAAGAUUGGAAAGAUUGCUUAGGUUCAGACUGUGAUACUCAUUUUAUAAACAUGAAACAAGUUCUGAAAUCUCACAUUCAGGACAAUCCUACUGUGAUGCUCAAAAUUCAUGAGGCUUAUGUUUCUAGUCUUAGAUCUCUUUUUACCAAGAACUGAGUGCAAAAAAUAUUUUACGAUGACUAUAAUUGUUUUACAAUUGUACCAAUUUUAUUAUAUUUGGGAAAAAUAAAGUUUUGUUUUUUGUUUUCA